This is a messenger RNA of Leptinotarsa decemlineata (Colorado potato beetle), 1987 nucleotides long. RefSeq names its product Dynein axonemal assembly factor 5 (gene Dnaaf5). Gene Ontology annotation, molecular function: dynein intermediate chain binding. Lineage: Eukaryota; Metazoa; Arthropoda; Insecta; Coleoptera; Chrysomelidae. Gene Ontology annotation, biological process: inner dynein arm assembly; outer dynein arm assembly; cilium movement. Gene Ontology annotation, cellular component: cytoplasm. The record is from RefSeq and is a predicted model, not a curated record.
CUGUUUGAAUUGAAAUGAUCAAAAUAUUUGUAUUUGUUUAUAUUUUACAGAUGUUAUAACUUUAUCGAAUCUAACCUAGUUAUGCAUUGGAGAUGCUUUUUAAUUAGUAUUAAUACAGCAGGAAACAAACACCCAACAUGAUAAAUAAAAAGAGAUUUAUUUUGAUUGAUUUAAUUUCUAGUAUUGUUAUGGUAACUGGUAACAGAUUAGGCUGAUAUUUAAAAGGGUUGUUGUAUUUUAAAUCAUAACUCAUUAUUGACUGAAGACAAGUUCGUGUUUCCUUCAUAAGUGAAUUCAUUUUGCAAUGGAUAUGGGGAAAGAUCAAGGGUCUGAAGAUACCAUUAUAGACCUAAAAAAAAUGUGUCUUGGACUUCAGAGUUCUGACAGGAAAAUCAGGAAAGAAGCAUAUAUAAGUAUCGAAAAAUAUUUGAGAAGUCACAGUGAAUUGAGCAAUCAAGAACUUCGGAAUAUUUUCAGUGAGACAUAUAUGUAUACUUUGAAUGGCUUGAGAGAUAAAACAGAAUCUGUCCGAGAGCAGGCUAUAGAAUUUGUCAAGUUUUUGAUUAUUGAAAAAUUACCUAUUAAUGAUUAUUACUUAUCAUAUGUGUUUCCUUUGUUGGUUGAAAGAAUUGGUAGUGUUGAAUUGAUAGAGGAAUCAGAAGAAAUUCGCUUACAGAUGGUAAAGCUACUUGAUGCAAUUAUUACCAAAUAUUCUAAUACCAAUCAACUAAAACCAUUUCUAAAUGAUUCAGUCAUAAUAUUGGCUGAAGCAGUGAAGGAUAAAUUUCCAUUAAUGAAAGAGCUAAGUUGUCGACUCAUUUUGAAAUUAGCUAAUGCUCUCCCCAGAGAUUUUCAUUGUCAAGCCGGAAAUUUAAUCAAACCAGUUUUGAGCUGCUUUGGGCAUCAGCGAUAUAAAAUCAGAGUAGAAUCUAUAAAAGCUAUAGGUGAAAUAGUAAUGCAUUGUGAUCAUAACGGUUUGAAUGAAGUAGUAGGCCCUUUAGCAGAGCGACUCUUCGAUCAAAUUCCCAUUGUCAGACAAACUGUUGGCCAAGUGGCAGCAAGGUGGCUUUUAGAGUACAGGGAUCGAUAUUCAUUUUUUCACAAGAUUUUACCUCUGCUCCUGACUGGCUUGAAUGAUGAAGUGGUUGAGACUAGAAAUGAAGCUGCAGAAUUAUGGGAGCAAGUUGGAUUGCAGUUUCAAAAAGAAAAUGAGAAAGACUUGAAAGAUGAGUUAGAUUAUCUAAUUGACCUUCCCAAAUAUUAUCCCGAAAACAUAAUUCGUCCCAAUUUGGGCUGCCGAACAUUAGUGAAGCGUAAUGUAAGUAAACUGGCUUCCGCACUUUCACGGGAGCUGAUGAGUUGGCAAGAGGAUGUGAGAGUACGUUGUAGCCAAUUGUUAUGUGCGAUAGUACUACAUGCAGAAGAUGGUAUUACCCAAAACCUUCAGAGUCUUCUCCCAGCCAUGUAUUCAGCUGCACGAGAUGACGAUAAUCGAGUGGUUGACAAUAUUAUUCAAGCUAGCCAACUUCUUGGUUAUUUCGUGAGAUACAACGUUUGGUCUGACCUGAUUAUCCCAGUUAUUGAAGAUGGUGCCCAUUAUGGACAUUUGAUUGUACUGUCCGGGCUAGUGAAAGGAUCCCCGAAAGAGUACAUAGCCGAUUGUGUAGAGGAUAUUAGUAGGGUUUUAGCAGAAGACUCCAUCUGCAACAGUAGAAAGGUAUUGAAGAUUGUAUAUUUCGGUCUAUAAAUGAUGGAAAUCCAGAAACAUCAUUUUUCAGUUCAACAAUGUUAUUUUUCAAGUUCAAAUUUUAAACUCUCUCUUUUAAAACAUUGUUUUUUGUUUCCAGGAAGAUUUGAUUGAUUCUUGCUCUAUUAUGCCUUUAAACCAUCGAUGUUAUUUGGUCUCUUGUAGUUAACUUUCAAAUGACCCUACAAAAAUAGUCAAGUGGGGUUAAUUCGGGAGAACGAGCAGGCCAGAUCUGUGAUA